Molecule: messenger RNA, 566 nt
Organism: Meloidogyne enterolobii
Lineage: Eukaryota; Metazoa; Nematoda; Chromadorea; Rhabditida; Meloidogynidae
Source: the annotation of a GenBank genome assembly
AUGCGUCGGAAGGGUUUUCUAUUUUCUCGAGGGAUUCCGGGGCUCAACACCACGUUAGUUGCUUCUUAUAUUCCGGAUGCUGGAUUUGCUGAACCAAUGGAAAGACCUCCGGAUUCUUGCGUUCAGAAUGUUCCUGAGGGUGUUCAAUCUAUCCGAAGUUAUCUUUGAAUUUUAGGGAUAUUUAUCCUACGGGGACUUAAUUAUAUUCAAUUACAUAUCUCAUUAAAAUUUGUAUAUGUUUACAUUUAUUUAGAUAAAUAAUAUUUUUCGAUAUUUUGGUCAUAUGUGAUCAACUAAUCGUUCUACUCAUUAAUUAUUUUAUCCGCAAUUUUUCGGUUGUAUCUCGAAUUUUAUUAAAUUGUAAAUCUGUUAUCUUUCCCUCUCUCACACACUCAAAACUCUCGUUGAACAAUUCUGUCUUUUUUUCUUUUUCAAAUUUUCAUGUAUUAGCGCGCAGGUGAAACCGAAAAUCAAAAAGUGGUCGUCGCUCCCUCUCAUGCGCUCAUUUUUUAAUUCCAUAGGGAGCCGGACACCAUUCUUUCAUUCAAUUUCACUAACUGCCAUUC